Messenger RNA from Carica papaya (papaya), 2011 nucleotides. RefSeq names its product Pentatricopeptide repeat (PPR) superfamily protein. Gene Ontology annotation, molecular function: RNA binding; zinc ion binding; protein binding. NCBI's taxonomy places the organism in Eukaryota, Viridiplantae, Streptophyta, Magnoliopsida, Brassicales, Caricaceae. Gene Ontology annotation, biological process: RNA modification. The record is from RefSeq and is a predicted model, not a curated record.
AUCUUCCCCACGCCACAACCUCACCUCUCCAACCACUUCUUACGCGAACUUUCUCGCUCCCGCAAGCCCCAUUACGCACUUCUCGUCUACCAGAAAAUUAGUAAGGAGACUCUGCCUUUUGACCGCUUCAGUUUCCCGCCGCUCCUCAAGGCGGCCUCGCAAGUUUCCGCCUUGGCCGAGGGAAUGGAGAUUCAUGGGAUUGCAGCCAAGUAUGGUUUCGUCUCUGACCCAUUUGUGCAGACGGGUUUGGUGGGGAUGUACGCGGCGUGCGGGAGGAUAAUCGACGCGCGCCUGAUGUUUGAUAAAAUGUCGCAUAGGGAUGUUGUUGCAUGGAGUAUUAUGAUCGAUGGGUAUUGUCAAUGUGGCCUUUUCCAAGAUGCCUUUGAGCUUUUUGAGGAGAUGAAAAGGUGUAAUAUGCAGCCAGAUGGGAUGAUUCUUUCUACCAUUAUUUCUGCUUGUGGCCGUGCUGGGAAUUUGAGCUAUGGGAAAGCAAUCCAUGAUAUCAUUAGGCAAAACAAUAUUGUGAUCGACCCUCAUUUGCAGAGUGCUCUUGUUACUAUGUAUGCAAGUUGUGGUUGUAUGAAUUUGGCUGAAAAGUUGUUCGAUAACAUGUCAAAUAAGAAUUUGGUUGUUUCGACUGCCAUGGUUUCUGGGUAUUCAAAGGUAGGACGGGCCGAAGAUGCUCGUUCAAUUUUUGACCAAAUGGAUAAGAAAGACUUGAUCUGUUGGAGCGCAAUGAUGUCUGGUUAUGCUGAGAGUGAUCAACCUCAAGAAGCACUAAACUUGUUUAAGGAGAUGCAAGUUUUAGGAAUGCAACCUGAUCAGGUUACCAUGUUGAGUGUUAUCUCUGCUUGUGCUCAUCUUGGUACAUUGGACCAAGCCAAAUGGGUUCAUAUUUAUGUUGAUAAGAAUGGAUUUGGAGAAUCCUUGGCCGUCAAUAAUGCCCUUAUCAAUAUGUAUGGGAAAUGUGGGAGUUUGGACAGUGCAAGAGGAGUUUUUGACAAGGUGGCAAGAAGAAAUGUGAUAUCUUGGACUAGCAUGAUCAAUGCCUUUGCCAUACAUGGUGAUGCUAAUAGUGCACUAAGCUUCUUCCGACAAAUGAAAAGAGAAAAUGUUAAUCCUAAUUGGAUUACUUUUGUGGGUGUGCUCUAUGCUUGCAGCCAUGCAGGGCUGGUUGAGGAGGGCAAGGAAAUAUUUGCAUCAAUGGUUAAUGAAUACAACAUUACCCCUAAGCAGGAGCACUAUGGUUGCAUGGUAGACCUCUUUGGCCGUGCUAAUCUCUUAAGAGAUGCUAUGGAGCUUAUAGAAACAAUGCCUUUGGCGCCUAAUGUUGUCAUUUGGGGAUCCCUGAUGGCUGCUUGUAGGGUUCAUGGUGAUAUUGAAUUGGGAGAAUUUGCUGCCAAGCGUGUUUUGGAACUGGAACCUGAUCAUGAUGGAGCUCUUGUGCUAUUAUCAAACAUAUAUGCCCGAGAAAGAAGGUGGCAAGAUGUUGGGGUGUUACGGCAGUUGAUGAAACAAAAAGGGAUAUAUAAGGAGAGGGGAUGUAGCAGGAUAGAAUUAAAUGAGGAGCUACAUGAAUUUCUAAUGGCAGAUAGCAGACACAAACAUGCGGAUAAGAUCUAUGAGAAGUUAGAAGAGGUAGUUAGUGAGUUGAAACUGGUUGGUUAUGCUCCUAAUACUCGCAGCGUUUUGAUAGAUCUAGAUGAGGAAGAAAAAAAGGAAGUGGUUUUAUGGCACAGUGAAAAGUUGGCCCUGUGUUAUGGGUUGAUGAGAGCAGAAAAAGGUUCAUGUAUUCGCAUAGUAAAAAAUCUCAGAGUUUGUGAGGAUUGUCAUACAUUUAUCAAGUUGGUCUCAAAAGUGUAUGAGAGAGAGAUUGUUGUGAGAGAUAGGACUAGGUUUCACCAUUAUAAGGAUGGUGUAUGUUCUUGUAAAGACUAUUGGUGACUUCUAUUUUACCAUUUCAAACUUAAAAUCAAGGAAAGGGAAGCUGUACAGAAGCUCAUUAGUCAAA